GAGGCGUUUUCGAAUUUUCAGAGGGACUAGCGCCUUUUAUCCCCCUUGCUUUGGUUUGUCUCCAAUUCGCAGCCUGGGAAAGCGGCGCUCGCUCUGCAAGCGGAAAAGCUAAGAGGGAGGCAGCCAUGGCAACCAGGAGUCCCACCAGCACGUCAUUCUACGAUGAAGUAACCUGUUCCAUCUGCCUGGAGUACUUCGAAGACCCAGUGACUGUAGACUGCGGGCACAACUUCUGCCAAGACUGCAUCACCCAAUAUUUGGGGGAGUCCGACGUAGACCCUUCCUGCCCGCUGUGCAGAGAACAGGUUGAGCCAAAUAACUUCAGCCCAAACUGGCAACUGGCAAGCCUUGUGCUUAUCAAGAAAAUUCAGGAGGAAGGACAAGUUGAGGGAAAGGAUGGGGUAUGCAAGACGCACGGGGAACCCCUGAAACUCUUCUGCAUGGAUGACAAAGUCCCCAUUUGCGAGGUGUGCGACGGGUCGAACUUGCACAGAGGCCACAGUGUGUUUCCCGCUGAAGAGGCUUCUCACCAGUAUAAGGAGAGAAUUGGUAUCUAUGUGAAGUCUUUGAAGCAAGAGAGGAAAAUGCUUGUGGACCGGAAAUUAGCUAAAGAUCAGAAAAAGCAGAAAUGUCUGAAACAGUUAGAAACAGAGAAGCAGAAGAUCAUGUCCGCCUUUGAGCAAAUGCACGAGUACCUCGUUCAGAAACAGCACCUCUGGCUAGAGCAGCUGGAAGACCUGACCGAAGAGCUGGAGAGGAAGCAGGAUGAGAACCUCGCCAGAGUCUCUGAGGAGAUUUCCCGGCUCAAUGGGCUGAUUGCGGAGAUGGGAGGGAAGUGCCGGCAGCCCCCGAGAGAAUUCUUGCAGGACGUUAGCAAUGUUAUCAGUAGGUGUGAGGAGAAUUUAGUAGAGCCUUUGGUGGACCUUCAUUCCUGCUUGGAAGCCCAUUUCAGAAUCGCCGUUCAGAAAAACACUGCUUUAGAGGAGGCCAUGGAGAAUUACAAAGAUUCCCUGGAGCGAGCUCUGGAAGCAAACAACUUGGAGGAAGCUGUCAAAACAGUGAAUGUUGUUCUGGAUCCAAACUCAGCGCACCCCUAUCUCGUUCUCACUCCGGACCGGAAGAGCGUGCGAUGGGAACCGUCGUGGAAGGAGAGGGAGUGGCGGAAGAAAAACAUUUCCCAGCAUUUGGACAGAUUUGACUGGGAGGUCUGUGUGCUCGGCUGCGAGAGGUUCAUUUCGGGGACGCAGUGGUGGACGGUGGAGGUCUUGGGAGAAGGCAGCUGGACCCUGGGGGUGGCGAGAGACUCGCUCGCGAGGAAAGGACCCUUCAACGUCAGCCCUGACGAGGGCAUCUGGGCUCUGAGGAAGCCGUUUUGCGACACGUACCUGCCUCACGAAGUCUUGGCCUUAACUUUCCCCGAAACCACUCCGUUGAUGUUGACUAAGGAGCCCAAGAAGAUUCUGGUGGCCCUGGACUACCCGUUAGGCUGGGUGGGCUUCUUCAACGCCGAUACCGACGAAUUCAUCUUUGCUUUCCACUCGGCAUCAUUCGCUGGGGAGAGGAUCAGGCCCUUUUUCCAGCUGCGGGAGAGGGGAUUCGCUCUGAAGUGCUGACUCUUGAGGGGGCCUCCUGUCACCCCCAAAAACCCCACCCAGAAUGGUGGUGACACACUAGAGCUUUAUCUGUGACUAUAUAAGGGCGGCCAUUUUAACUGGUUUUCAGGCAGGAUUCCGUUUCCUGACCACAGCUUUUAGAUUGUUUCCCCAUCUGCUUUAUUUGCAUGUUUCCAAGAAGGCUUAGAGGCCCUCCGUGUCAUUACUGUGUUUUGAAAUAAUGAUUCCUUCUAACUUUUUUAAAUAUAUAUAAAAAAGCUGCAGACAAUCAAAAAAUUUAGGGGUAUUGAUCCAGUACCUUUGACAGGGGAAAUGAACAAAUUUGAGAAUUGCCCUCACUUUGCAGGUGUCGGGGGCAAACAAAAAAUGUGAACUCUACCAGAAAACCUUAUUAUUAUAAAAUUAUUUUGUGGUAGAAAGGAGGUUUAUUUCAGGAUAUUGCAGUUGGAAGAAGCAUAUAACUGUGCUCCCUUUGGGCUUUUGCAUUUACUUCCCUGUGCUUUAUUUCCACCAUUCUUUCCCUCCAUAUGAAGGAAUAUAUAUAUAUCUGUCCCUCAACAACUGCAAAGGGGCAAGUUGGCCCUUUGUAGCCAUUCCACGCAAUUGGGUCCCCUCCAUGACCAGGGGUUGCGAUCGCAAAGAGUGGUCUGUACUUAAACAGCUACUCAUGCCUUACUCUCUCUUUCGGAAAUGUCAAGAGGUGGGUUUGGGGUACAAUUUUGGGAUGGGGCUCACGGUGCAUGCCUCUGCUUCCCUUCUACACAAAGAGGAUUGUAGCUGCAAUGGGGAGGUCUCACUGGUGAGGAAUACGUUUAUUUUGGUGGGUGAAGGGUUUAUGUAGUCACGUGACAUUCUAGGUCAGGUGACUGUGAAUCUGAGAGACUAGGUAGGAGUUUCCUGCAGGAGGGGAACCACUAUAAAGAGUGGGCAAGUGUGGUAGUGGAAUGAGGUCAGAAUAAGACAAACUUAAUUCCCAUCUUUGCAAUACGUUU
Messenger RNA from Podarcis raffonei (Aeolian wall lizard), 2605 nucleotides. Its product is annotated as tripartite motif-containing protein 10-like. The record is from RefSeq and is a predicted model, not a curated record. Lineage: Eukaryota; Metazoa; Chordata; Lepidosauria; Squamata; Lacertidae. Bases 126 to 1613 code for a protein of 495 amino acids. The transcript is spliced from 8 exons. Gene Ontology annotation, molecular function: protein binding; zinc ion binding.